This is a messenger RNA of Colossoma macropomum (tambaqui), 2192 nucleotides long. RefSeq lists its product as uncharacterized. The record is from RefSeq and is a predicted model, not a curated record. The transcript is spliced from 10 exons. The coding region runs from base 126 to 1505 and encodes 459 amino acids. Gene Ontology annotation, biological process: monoatomic ion transport; modulation of chemical synaptic transmission; synaptic transmission, glutamatergic. Gene Ontology annotation, cellular component: plasma membrane; AMPA glutamate receptor complex; dendritic spine. NCBI's taxonomy places the organism in Eukaryota, Metazoa, Chordata, Actinopteri, Characiformes, Serrasalmidae. Gene Ontology annotation, molecular function: transmitter-gated monoatomic ion channel activity involved in regulation of postsynaptic membrane potential; AMPA glutamate receptor activity.
CUGUUUCUCAUUGGCUACUUUCUGACAUUGGGGUGUUUGUGCAGGCUUUAUAUGUUAGGCAGGUCCCUGAUGGUCUGUACAGUGGAACGAAAGCUAAUCGCAGGCCAGGUGAGGAAUACAGCAGGAUGGCAUCACUGGGGCUUCUCUUGUUCACUGCGGCACUUACAGCUGGACUCUGCACUGCAGAACCACAACCAUUAAAGGUGACCACCAUUAAGCAAGAACCGUACACAAUGACCAAAGGCUCAGAACUGGAAGGCUUCUGUAUGGACCUGCUUUCUGCACUUGCCAGUAAGCUGGGCUUCAAGUAUGAUGUUCAUCUUGUGAAAGACGGGAAAUACGGGGCCAAGGACGAACGUGGGAACUGGUUCGGCAUGGUUGGAGAAGUUGUGAGAGGGGAAGCUGACCUGGUCAUGGCACCCCUCACCCUGACCGCUGGUCGGGAGGCAGCUGUGGACAUGACCAAACCUUUUAUGCAGACAGGCAUCAGUUUUUUGAUGAGAAAGGACAUCGCCUCUGACGACUCGCAGUAUCUCAGCUUUUUAAACCUCUUCUCCACUGAAAUGUGGAUGGGCAUCCUUGUGGCUUAUCUACUGACCUCCUUCUGUAUCUAUCUGGUGGCUCGGAUUAGCCCGUCUGAAUGGGACCAACCCCAGACAGAGGACAAUCAUUUCACGCUUUCACACAGCUUCUGGUAUACCAUUGGAGCCCUGACUCUGCAAGGAGCGGGCCCUCACCCCAAGGCCUUGUCAGGACGGGUGAUUACUGCCAUCUGGUGGAUGUUUUCGUUAGUGGUGCUGGCCUGCUACUUCGCCAACCUCAGCUCUUGGCUCCAUUUAGAUAACAAACAUCUGUCAAUUAAGAGCUUUGAAGACUUAGCCAACCAAAACAUCAUUCAGUAUGGCACGCUGAAGUCCUCUUCCACCCUUGCAUACUUCAAGAACUCCAACAAUCCCACCUAUCGGCAGAUCUAUGAGAAUAUGGAGAGGCAGCAGAGCUAUGUGCAGUCGAUGGAUGAGGGUGUCCGUAGGGCUCAGGAGGGGAAUUACGCCUUCAUCGGAGAGUCUGUGUCUCUGGACCUGGCUGUUGCACGCUACUGCAAUCUGAUGCGUUGUCCUGAGGUCAUCAGCAUGAGAGGCUACAGCAUUGCAGCUCCAUUAGGCUUUCCUAUGGUGAAAAAUCUGAGUAUAGCCAUCCUCCAGCUGAGUGAGUCCGGAGAGUUGGAUUACCUCCGCAGCAAGUGGUGGGCCAGCAGCUGUGUAGCGGAAAACGCCCAGGCCUCUUCCCUCAAGGCCAGCAGCCUAAAGGGUGUCUUCUUGCUGCUGGCGCUCGGCCUGGUCCUGGGAGUUGCUAUGGCCCUCAUGGAGCUGGCUUCCAAGUCAAGAAGCAUCGCUAACUCACAGCGGAAAUCCUGUUGUUCCGUCUUGACCACUGAACUAAGUCAACGGUUUGGAAGAAGUGAGGAGAAGACAUCUGCAGAAACAGAUGAGAAAUGCAAAGCUUAAAUCUGCCCAACACUAAUAGAGGAAACUCAUGGAUUUCUGUUCUCUUAUUUAGCUGAUUUUUCACCUCUGUUAAAAAAAGACGUACUUUAGAAACUGUGCUAAUUUUUUAACUAUGUAUGAGACCGUCUUCAUCUUUGCCUUGCAAUAUCAUAUAUUUUAACCGCACAAGACUACAGGACUAGGUUUCUUUUGGAUCAUGCAGGACAUUGGGCCUCAUUGGGCCUAAGAAAAAGUCUACGUCAGAUUCAUGACAUGUUCUUAAAGUGCAGAAUUGUUCACACCUUUGUGCUCUUGAGUGUGUGUAGAUCCUGUUCUUACCUAAGAACAAAUCCCAAAUAAGAAAACAUUGGUGAAUGGCAGAAUUGCUGUAAAAAACUACAUGAAAAAAAAUUUCUUCUUAAGAAACGUUGGUGAAUGAGGCUCAUUGUGUUUAAUAUUGCCUAGUCUUGAACAGAUCACAUCUAACAAUGGCUCUGAAAUAGAUGAACUAGCUAAAGUAACUUUUGAGUAUUUUUAGCUGAAAUUACUCCUAGUGCAUGGUGAGUUACAUCUGGCAAGUAAUACUGAUUAAAAUGUGAUGUGAAAUGAGAUUUUUGAGCAGCCAAGGCUUACGUGAAAUGUUAUGUUGAUUUUAUAUUGUAAUGCUGAUACUACAUGUGAAAUUAAAAGGCAAACAUUUUCUGUUUA